GCUAUCCUUGACAGACGCAUGAGAAAACUUAAACAACAGGGGAUUGGUAUAGUAAGGAAACAAGCACAGCCUUAUUCAGAGGAAGAGGAAGAAAAACUGUGGCAACUAGUUUUUCAACUUCACGAUGCAAGAAGUUACAGUUAUGCUGUCUAUUUCUACCUCUGUAAAGUCUUUGGUGUACACGCAGCAGUAGAACACAAUAAAUUGAUGGUUGAUCAGUUUACCUUUGGAGCUGAUGAAAUUGGAGAAUAUUUGGAAUUUGUGGCAAAGCCUUACAGAGGCGGGAUCCAAAGAACUAAAGGACACACUUGGCAGUAUGCAGAUUUAACCAACCCAAGGUGUAUUGUUUCUCUUUUUCGUCGCUACCUCAGCAUGGUUCCAAGUAAUGGUCCGUUUUACCGGCGCCCUCUUCCCGGGCGGCUGGAAUUCUGCCAGCAGGCUAUUGGAGUUCACACACUGGAGCGUUACUCCAAAGAAAUCUGUGAGGCAGGUGGCAUUUCAGGACGGCAUACUGGCCAAUCUGGAAGGGCCAGCAGUGUAGCUGCCCUUCACAGUCGUGGCUUUGAUGAAGAGCUAAUUAAGGAACGAAUGGGAAAUGGCAGUAGUGCAAUGAUGUCCUGCAAAAAGACUCAAAUGAAGGCAGUAUCUGACUGUUUGCAGCCUCCAAAUCCUUUGAAGAAAAUCUCAGCUUGUUCACAGUCGUCAUCUGCCUUGAGACAGCAAAGUGUUUGUGCACACGAAGCAGUGACCAAUAGUCCCCAGCCAGAAACUGAAGUUACAAACCAAGAAGAAUUGGUGAUAGUUGAACUGCCUUGUAGUACACCUUCAACGUUACCAAUGUCUUUGUCAAAGUUGCAGUAAUGUCAACCUAUUAUGCUGCUAGAAUCUUAACAGUGUAGCGAAAUGACUCCAUUUUUAUCAGGUUGUACGAAUAUGAAACAAACUGAUGAGGGGAGAUGUGAUGUACCUCCUGAUUUCUGUGUGUAGCAGUAUUUGAGUUUUUAAGCUCCCAUCUGGAAGUGGCUACAUUGAGUCAAGAACUGGGGAGGGGAGGCUGGGGAUAAUGCAGACGUUUUAGUGUUAUUUCCUACUAGUGUAAGAUGGUUAAAUUUGCAAGGUGAUUCUUUUCAAGCACUUUCUCUUCUGUUAUGCUAUAAAUGGAUUUAUCGUAUGUGGUUGUCAGUAAUACUAAGGUAUUUUUAUCCUUUUUAAUUUUGAGAUUUCACGUGCAAUAAGCAACUAAAUGUUAAUAACAAAAUUGUUACCCUGUCUCCUCAUAAUUAAAAUUAUUUAAGUCUAUAUAUUA
Molecule: messenger RNA, 1306 nt
Organism: Carcharodon carcharias (great white shark)
Lineage: Eukaryota; Metazoa; Chordata; Chondrichthyes; Lamniformes; Lamnidae
Exons: 2
Coding region: 19-861 (280 amino acids)
Molecular function (GO): DNA binding
Source: RefSeq, a predicted model, not a curated record